UUGUUGUCUAAUUAAGUGUUUUACGAAGGGAAGAGUUUGCAAGGAAUAUUAUUAAUGAAAGCUACGGAAUAUUAAAUGUGAUUUUAUAUUGGUAUACAUGGAAUAUGUUAUUCUAAUUAGCUGAAACAGGCAUGGUUUUCACACCACACAACGGGUGACUCCACACCAGGCCACAUAUGGUGAAACCACACAGCACAGAUGUAUUUAAAUCAAAGUUUCCGCUGUUCAACCAGUUGCUAAGAGAAAACAACACGAGAUGUCCCGCAACUGCUCCCGUUUUAACCCAAAGUGACUGCAUUUACCGGAAAGACGGGAAUUACCGGAAAGAAAAUACAUUCCAGGAGAGUCGAAACUACUGGAAAGAAAUGGACAGUGAAAAGAAUCCCUGUAUAGGGGAUGGAUCUUCCUCCCCAAUCGUUCUGCAAGAUCCGCCAAAGUCGAAACUCAAACGGCAACUCUCUGUGGACACUACGGAGAAAUCCGAAGCACUCCGCAUUCACAAGAAGGCCGCCAUUACUGAGCGCUCUUUGAGUCCUAGAAAACGAAUAGAAGCGGAAAGAAGCAUCCUGCCCCAAUCAAGUCAAUUACCGGAAAGAAAACAGUUUAUCUUGGAGGCAGAUGAAGUUGAUGGAAGUGCACCGAUUCAGUCAACAAGGUUACGUGCUUAUGAUCGCCAAGAAUCCGACUUCGACGACAACGAUUCUUUGAGUCGUUCAAGACGAAAUCUUAAACGAACGAUUACGUCAGAUGACGACGUCAUCAAACAUGGCGCGCCUCCCAGCAGAGUUCCUCACAUUUACUGCAGUCCUUCAGGCGAUGACCGAGAAAACCCGUACGAAAACUCGUCCCUUCUCAGUCCUAACAGAUUCAACCUUGCAGACAUCGGUCUAACUUCCCCGUUCAUGCAAAAUCUGACACCACGUGGUACGAAAGCCGAGGAUGAAGUGUUCGUUUUCCCUGAUACUGUUCCUCCUAGAAAACUGUCUCCAUACAAAGCGUCUAGUGAGCCUGAUGAAGGCGGCAGAGAAGCGUCUGAACGAUAUGGAAGACAGACGCGGGAUACAUGUCGAAGUGAGUUUGAAAGAGACAGUGAUAAGCAUUAUAGUAAAGACAGGGGCCGUGCUUAUGAGAGGGAAAGGGAGGCUCUAGGUAUUUAUUCUGACAAUGAUACCUUUAAACAGGAAUAUGUAACGUCGAAGGGGUUCGUGUGGCCUAAAGUGGCACAAGUGACUGAAUCAACGCCCCUUAGCCCGCGAGUUGUCACUGCCGAGUGUAAAACUCGCGCAUCUGUUUCCAGUGCGACCUCAAAAAGGUCUCAUUACGACGAUCUUAACGAAAGUGAGCUUCGCACCACACUGCGCAUACUCGAACGCGAAUAUGCGCGCGCAAAAGAAACAUUCGGAUCACCUCCACCACGUGAUUUCGAGGAAUCUGAAUUAUCGUCGAGUUCUCGUUCUCGAGUACCGCGAGAGUGGGAGCGACGAGGAAUAAGCUGUAUAGACCGAUCCCCGAACGAAAAAGACAUUAAAACAACGAGAGAGGAAAUGAGAAAGAUUUAUGAGCGGUCCAUAUCGGAUCCAAGGUACAGCCCGGCCCAGGCGAGGAGCAUCAUACAGAAACCCAGCCCCCUUGCCAUGGAACAUACAAGCCCGAGGGUGGGGGCGGUUGAGGGACACAACGACCCGGGGUCCUCAGAACGUUUCCGGGAGCCGUAUCGUGAUGACGUCAGAAGGCGCCUCUUCAUGAAGGGGCCUUACCAGUCAGAUUAUCAGCGCCAGACGUCACACCCGGAGCGCAUGCGCGGUGCGCCGGAAGUGCCUGUUUCCACGGAGAUACCGGACGAAGUGCUGCAGUUCCUUCAGUCUCGAAACUUCCAUCCUGAACAGCUGGAGAAUCUGAAAGAUAUCUUGCGUAGAGGGGGCGCACCACCUUCGUCCUUAUCGUCACCCUCCAAGUCAUUUCCGUAUUCUGCUACGUCAUCAACACAUUAUGAUGACGUCACCAGUGAUUAUGGCGUGUUCCGAGGUCAAGGUCUCCAAUCAGAAGGCAAACGGGCAAGUGGGCAUGUUCGGGAGAGACGCUUAGGUAGUGAUAUUGACGUACGGGUCACGUGUGAGAAGAUCUCGGAGCGCACGAGCCAGGUACAAGAGAUACUGCGAGAACUUGACCAUGAUGACAAGGAAUGCAAAUGUGCGAAAAUAGAGGAGGAGAUCAAGUCCAUGGCCAUAAAUGCUUACAGCAAGAUCCUUCGAGCCGACCGGGGGAUGGAGGCUUACGAACAAUUCCAGCGAGAAAAGGCGGAGACAGACACCCUGGUUUACAACUCCAUGAAGAACCUGUGCGGGAUCAAGUGUCUGUGUAAAUACGGGCGGACCUUGGAGGAGGUGUACAGUGGAAGUGUGGUGUUCCGACUGAACUGUCCCACAAGGGACGCUCUGUUGGAUUUGUGGCACACGUAUAAGGUUGGAGACCUUACAAAACAGAUACAAGCUGCAUUUGUAACCGACUCGCUCUUGGAGAAAUUCAACUGUGAAGAAAUCGUGCUCAAGGUUGAAAUUAUAUGGAAGGAAUAUCUGCACUGCAAAGAGGAACUUGAACUGCUUGCGGAAAACAACGCCAACCGCACCCCGACCAAGCAGAUUGCCGUGAUCCACGCCAGGUCCCAUUCCGAGCCCGCGUCCGUGUCCCGACAAGCCAAUCAGAUUCUGUUUCAUAAAGGGCCCCUUUCCCCUUUCCGUGAGCGGAUGUCCUCGGACUCCUCCGUUGAGCUGUCGCCGAGUCGAAAGGCAUUCCAGGAAAUUUUCAGCAAUGCCGGGAAGUUCCCCAUCCACCCGCCACCAAAAGCUAAGAAGCUCUCCGACAUUCUGUCUCCUAGCAACAUCGAGGAACGCACCAGCAGUCCAACCCAGCGGCGGCGGCAGUCGUCUGAACUAGAGCAAGAAAAUGUGGCGUCACGGGAUCCCGUAUAUGUGUGAAUAUAUUCCCUAUGACGUCAUCGGAUAUAGUUUUCAAGUUUUCAAGUUUCAAGUUGUAGUUAUAAUAAACCAGAAGAUCGUAGACCCAUGAGGCAUAAAGUGUCCAUAUAAGAGGACAUGUAGUAGUCUUUAAAACAAGAAAGAGUGAAAAACAAUCAUGAUAUUUUCAGACAAAAACGUCUCAAAAGUAUGGUUUGAUUAAAAAAAAUCUUAAACUUAAGGUUUUAAUUUAAAACCUGACUAUAUAACUUGUUUUGUUAUAUUGUUACAUGUAUAAAAUACCCGAUACAUCUUCCAUUUGUAUUAUAUUUUACAUUUCUAAUUUAUUUUACUCCUUUUUGUGUUCAUUGCUUUAUAGUUUUAUGUAUCAUAUUAGCUAUAAUUAGCCACUGUUUAUAAAGCGAAACAAUCUGUUUAAAAUCAGUAUCUUGUUAGUUUUAAGUCUUUUUCUUCAAUUUUUCAAAUCGUUCAAAGGACGUUAUUAAAUAUAACUUGAAUUGAAUAGGUAGACUGGAAAUGUUGGACUAGGUCUAAUUAAAUUUUUAAAUUAAUGAUAACAAGUUAAACAAUUGAUUCGAUUUCAGGCAUUUUUUUUUUAUACAACUGGUUCGUUUUCUUGAUCUAAUGACUUUUUCGCACGCUCAAGCAUAAAAUAAACCAGUACGUUCAUACGUCAGUGACGUCAUAACAAAACAUACCGUGUUCUUUAUCUCUAUUUAUAUAAUUCUACUUUGUGUUAUAACUAUUAUACUUUGUUCUUUUAUGUUUUAAAUUAUUUGAUAUAUUCUAUGGUACUUUUAUGACUUGUUUAAAGAUAUUCGGCAUAUUGAAUAUUUCGAUUUACAAUAAUUCAGUUCUAUUCUCUGUUAAAAUGGUGAUCAAUAAAUAAAAACAAGUUUUAAUGCAUUUUA
This is a messenger RNA of Mya arenaria, 3886 nucleotides long. RefSeq lists its product as uncharacterized. The transcript is spliced from 13 exons. The coding region runs from base 177 to 2975 and encodes 932 amino acids. Lineage: Eukaryota; Metazoa; Mollusca; Bivalvia; Myida; Myidae. The record is from RefSeq and is a predicted model, not a curated record.